This is a messenger RNA of Alosa sapidissima (American shad), 4173 nucleotides long. RefSeq names its product glutamate receptor, ionotropic, AMPA 1a (gene gria1a). Gene Ontology annotation, molecular function: AMPA glutamate receptor activity; transmitter-gated monoatomic ion channel activity involved in regulation of postsynaptic membrane potential. The record is from RefSeq and is a predicted model, not a curated record. NCBI's taxonomy places the organism in Eukaryota, Metazoa, Chordata, Actinopteri, Clupeiformes, Clupeidae. Gene Ontology annotation, biological process: synaptic transmission, glutamatergic; modulation of chemical synaptic transmission. The transcript has 16 exons. Gene Ontology annotation, cellular component: postsynaptic membrane; AMPA glutamate receptor complex; dendritic spine. The coding region runs from base 341 to 3073 and encodes 910 amino acids.
UUUUACUGUGUCAGAAAGGAAACACAAACGUGCGUGUGUCUGGAAAUAAAGGUCUCACGCAGGUCAGUUGUUCCACAAAAUCCGUGGGUCUGCCGUAAGCGCGUGAGUGACAGGCUCUUCCUCGCGCGUCCUGUCUCUGGGGAGUGGAGGUUGGGCGGUGCGAGCUGAUCCGUUCACUUCAGACGAGGACACGCAGCAUUAGGCGCGCGUGGGAGCGUGGAGGAGGGCUUCACCAGUCGCUCUCGAGCAGGGAGUGUGGGGGAGAAAGCCAGCCGUUAGCGCAGCGCGGGAGACCUAUGCAUCGGAUUUGGAUUUUGUUUCUUUGUUCGCCACCGGAGCGAUGCUGCGGAGCCUCGUGCUGUUUUUCAGCGUGCUGGGCGCUUGCUGCGGAUCAAGUUUCCCAAGCAACAUCAACAUAGGGGGGCUGUUUCCUGCGGACUCGCAUGAGUAUGAAGCGUUCCGCUUCGCGCUCUCACACCAGCAGGAUGUCCCCAAGCUCGUGCCGCAGGUGGACAUGGUCAAGAGCGGGAACAGUUUCUCUAUGACUUAUGCAUUCUGUUCCCAGUUUGCUAAGGGUGUGUAUGCAAUCAUCGGCGUGUAUGACCGGCGCACGGUGAACAUGCUCAUGUCGUUCUGCGGAGCGCUGCACGUCUGCUUCGUCACGCCCAGCUUCCCCGUCGCUGCUGCCAACCAGUUCGUCAUCCAGCUCAGGCCUCAGCUGCAGGGGGCGCUACUGAGCAUCAUCGAGUUCUACAGGUGGACACGCUUCACCUACCUCUACAGCUCGGACUCAGGUCUCACCAUGCUGCAGCGGGUGCUGGACAGUGCAGCGGAGCGCGGUUGGCACGUGGUGUCGGUGAAUGUGGAGAGUGUGUCGGAGGCGUCCUUCUCUAAACUCUACCUGGACAUGGAGACGCGCAAGGAGGGACACGUCAUUAUCGACUGUGAGAUGGACAGACUGGCCUCAGUGCUGAAGAAGAUUGUUGAACUGAGGAAGAAUGUGAAGAACUUUCAUUACAUUCUUGCAAAUCCUGGCUUUUUGGACAUUGAUCUGUUGGAGUUCAAGAAGGGCGGGGCCAAUGUGACCGGAUUUCAGCUGGUGAAUGGGGAGGAUCCUUCUGUUAGCCACACCCUCCAGCAAUGGCUGCAGUUUGAGACAAAAGAUGCCAAAGCUCCUCGAAAGGGCCUGAAGUACACAGGAGCACUGACAUAUGACGGGGUGAAAGUCAUGGCAACAGCGUUCCAGAAUCUCAGACGACAGCGAAUAGACAUCUCUCGCCGUGGCAACGCAGGAGAGUGUCUGGCAAAUCCUCCUGCACCCUGGGGCCAGGGCAUCGACAUCCAGAGAGCCCUACAGCAGGUCCGUAUUGAUGGGCUAACAGGUCACAUCCAGUUUGAUGAGAAGGGCCGCCGGAUCAACUACACGCUGGGGGUGAUGGAGCUGAGAACAGCAGGGCCCAAGAAGGUGGGCUACUGGAAUGAGAAUGAGAAGUUUGUUCCUACGUCCUUUCCUCCUGGCACCAACGAGACCAACGGUCUUCAGAAUCGGAGUUACAUUGUCACCACCAUUCUUGAGUCCCCCUAUGUGAUGCUGAAGAAGAACCACGACCAGCUGCAGGGGAACGAGAGGUACGAGGGCUACAUUGUGGAGCUAGCGGCGGAGAUCUCUAAGCACGUGGGCUACCGCUACGACCUCCACAUUGUCUCCGACGGCAAGUACGGCGCCAAAGACCCCGACACCAAGCAGUGGAACGGCAUGGUCGGGGAGCUGGUGUAUGGGAAGGCGGAUGUGGCGGUGGCUCCUCUGACCAUUACACUGGUCAGGGAGGAGGUGAUUGACUUCUCCAAGCCCUUCAUGAGCCUGGGCAUCUCCAUCAUGAUCAAGAAGCCCACCAAGUCCAAGCCAGGCGUGUUCUCCUUCCUGGACCCGCUGGCCUACGAGAUCUGGAUGUGCAUCGUGUUCGCCUACAUCGGCGUGAGCGUGGUGCUCUUCCUGGUCAGCCGCUUCAGUCCCUACGAGUGGCACGCCGACGACAUGGACGAGGGGGCGGGGCCACAGGACAGCCAGACACCAGGCUCCGCCCCGUCGGUUCCACAGGCCACUCCCACUCAGGAACAGAGUAAUGAAUUUGGGAUCUUCAACUCGCUUUGGUUCUCACUGGGAGCGUUCAUGCAGCAAGGCUGCGACAUCUCACCAAGGUCUCUGUCGGGGCGUAUUGUGGGGGGUGUGUGGUGGUUCUUCACCCUGAUUAUCAUCUCGUCCUACACGGCUAACCUGGCGGCGUUUCUCACGGUGGAGCGGAUGGUGUCGCCCAUAGAGAGUGCGGAGGACCUGGCCAAGCAAACGGAGAUCGCCUACGGAACCCUCGACGCUGGCUCCACCAAGGAGUUCUUCAGGAGGUCGAAGAUUGCGGUCUUUGAGAAGAUGUGGUCGUAUAUGAAGUCUGCGGACCCGUCCGUGUUUGUGAAGACGACUGACGAGGGGGUGAUGAGGGUGCGCAAGUCCAAGGGCAAGUACGCCUACCUGCUGGAGUCCACCAUGAACGAGUACAUCGAGCAGCGCCGGCCCUGCGACACCAUGAAGGUGGGCGGCAACCUGGACUCCAAGGGAUACGGCAUCGCCACGCCCAAAGGAUCCAUACUCAGGAGCCAUGUGAAUCUGGCAGUGCUGAAACUGAAUGAGCAGGGCCUGCUGGACAAGCUGAAGAACAAGUGGUGGUACGACAAGGGAGAGUGCGGCAGCGGGGGAGGAGACUCCAAGGAUAAGACGAGUGCUCUGAGUCUCAGUAAUGUCGCUGGAGUGUUCUACAUUCUGAUUGGUGGAUUGGGCCUGGCCAUGCUGGUGGCCUUGGUGGAGUUCUGCUACAAGUCUCGUGCCGAGUCCCAGCGCAUGAAGCAGUCUAUCGAUGCGGCGCUGCGCUGCUCUGGCCUGAGUGCCCUGGGAGGAGUGGCAGGGAUGGGGGGCAUGGGCGAUGGGGAGAACGGCCGACUGCUGGCCCCCGACUUCCCCAAAGCUGUGCAGAGCUGCAUGAGUCACCCGGCCGGACUGAGCCUGGGAGCUGCUGGGAUGUGAAGUGUGUGUGCAACCAAGUCUCUAAACUUAACAACCAACAUGCUAGACUUUACACUGUACACUUUACAACCAACACUCUACACUUACAUCAACACUCUACACUUUACAACCAAGACUCUACACUUACAUCAACACUACACUUUACAACCAACACUCUACACUUUACACCAACAUUUACACUUUACAACCAACACUCUAAAAUGUACACUAACACUGUAAACUUUACACUAACACAGUACACUUUACAACAACUCUCCACUCUUUACAAUCAACAUCAUAAACCAACACUCUAAAACCUCUACAAUGACUAUUGACUAAACACCCUCUACAAUGACUAAACACACUAAACCCUCUACAACGUAGGAUUACAUUCAAUACUUUACACCACUAGACAUACGUAGGAUUACAUUCAACACUUUACACCACUAGACAUACUGUACGUACUGUACGUUACUGUACGUGUUAAAUCCCAGACUCCAGCGGGACUGAGCCUGGAUGCUGCUGGCCUUUGAGAAACACUCAACUCUACUGGGCACCCUGGACACUCAGACAUAAUGACUGUGUGUACGUGUCUGUGUGUGUGAAUGUGUCUGUGUCUGUGUGUGUGUGUGUGUGUGUGUGUGGUGGCCUGCAAAGGUGAACACUCCUGUAGACACCUGUUACACAUAUAGUUGAAAAGCAGCAAAUGAAAGAUGCACACCGAGUGUCACUGCCACCAUAAUGGUCUGAUGCUGAAAGCUGGCCUAUCUGUUCCUCGUGCCCACUAGAGCACGUCCCCCUACCCACCCAUACUGCCCCUCUACCCUGACAAACACAUGCCCAUACUGCCUCUCUACCCUGGUAAACACAUGCCUAUACUGCCCCUCUACCCUGAUAAACACAUGCCCUCCUACAUGGCACUUCGUACUGCACUCAGCACUGAGAAGUCCAUAUGCAACGUUCACUCUACACAGAGAACACAGUGUUAUCGUUCCUCAUAAUCGUUCCCCCCCCCCCCCACACACACACACACACACACGUUACACACAGACAUUAAGUACCAUAUUACAGUCUACAUUCUGACCUGUCUGCUACCCCCCCCCCCCCCACACACAAACACA